Penicillium canariense is the source of this 1677-nucleotide messenger RNA. RefSeq names its product pyridoxal phosphate-dependent decarboxylase family protein. Gene Ontology annotation, biological process: carboxylic acid metabolic process. The record is from RefSeq and is a predicted model, not a curated record. Lineage: Eukaryota; Fungi; Ascomycota; Eurotiomycetes; Eurotiales; Aspergillaceae. Gene Ontology annotation, molecular function: carboxy-lyase activity; pyridoxal phosphate binding. The transcript is spliced from 2 exons. Gene Ontology annotation, cellular component: cytoplasm. The coding region runs from base 1 to 1677 and encodes 558 amino acids.
AUGUCAAACCCACCGUCCAGUCGCGCUGACGAGGUGCAGAAUCUUCUGAAAGCCGUCGAAGACCUUCUUAUUCCCUUUAUCCGAUCCGCAGACGAGCACUCGGCCCUUACCCAAAAGAACGGUGCAAAUGGACAUGCCGCAACACAAGGAACAUCAUUAGUGGAUUACAAGAAGCCAGGGGAGCUGCGCGAUAUCCUCCAGCUCGGGAUCCCAGAGAAAGGCCAAGCGCAGGAUGGCUUGAUCGAGGUGCUGCAGAAGGUCCUGAAAUACUCGGUCAAUACCUGGCAUCAGGGCUUCCUGGACAAGCUUUAUGCGUCCACGAAUGCACCAGGGGUGGCGGCGGAGCUUAUUCUCGCUGUAUUAAACACCAACGUGCAUGUCUAUCAGGUUUCACCUGCCCUCACCGUCAUCGAGAAAUAUACCGGCCAGCGGCUGGCAAAUCUCUUUGGGUUGAACGGGCCCCGAGCCGGAGGCAUUUCGGUUCAGGGAGGAUCGGCCUCGAACACAACGUCCAUUGUCAUCGCUCGCAACAAUCUCUACCCGAGCACGAAGACGGACGGCAACGGCGGGUACAAAUUUGUGCUCUUCACCAGCGCCCAUGGCCAUUACAGCGUCGAGAAGGCGGCGCAGAUGCUCGGAUUCGGUAGCAGUGCAGUUUGGCCUGUGCCCAUCGAUAAGCAGGGCCGAAUGAUCCCAGCUGAGUUGGAGAAGCGUGUGCAGAAAGCGCAAAGCGAGGGUCGCACUCCCUUCUACGUGAACGCCACGGCCGGUACAACGGUUCUGGGAUCCUUCGAUCCCUUCGAGGAAAUUGCAGCCAUCUGCCAGAAAUAUAAUCUGUGGUUCCAUGUUGAUGGAUCCUGGGGUGGUUCCUUCGUCUUCUCCCGCCGACAGAGACAGAAGCUGGCAGGCUCCGAGAAGGCGAACAGUAUUGCGAUUAACCCGCACAAGAUGAUCGGCGUGCCGGUGACAUGCUCAUAUCUCUUGGCCUCGGACAUGCGCCAGUUCCACCGGGCCAACACCCUGCCUGCAGGCUAUCUUUUCCACAAUGAGGAUACCGAGCCGACUCAGAAUGGAGAUGCGCACGAGUCCGAACUGGAAGUUGAGUCGCCUGAGGUGUGGGAUCUAGCGGAUCUGACUCUGCAGUGCGGCCGCCGCGCCGAUUCCCUGAAGCUGUUCUUGGGAUGGACAUACUAUGGAACCGAAGGUUACGAGCAGCAGAUCGACACUGCAUGCGAUGUCGCCACCCACCUGGCUACCCUCAUGUCUCAGAACCCGAACUUCACUCUUGUUAGCGAGAAUGCGCCUCCUUGUCUGCAGGUCUGCUUCUAUUAUGCGCCCGGCAAGGAAAUGGUCUAUCCGCGUGGCAUUGUGUCGAAUGAGAAGCAGCGGGCCAAGAACAAUAGCAAAGUCACCGAGCAGAUCACGCAUGCUAUUGUCCGCAAGGGCUUCAUGGUCGACUUCGCACCUCCCAGCGGGGACGAGGAUGCGGUUGGAAAUGGCAAAUUCUUCCGCUGCGUGGUGAAUAUUUUGACUACCAAGCAAACCGUCGAGUCUCUUGUGCGUGCCAUUGAAGAGGUCGGUCCUGGUAUUGUUGAGUCCUUGAAGUCGAUCACGCCGGUCGUUCCUCACAAACGACCUGGUGAGCACGGGCAUGGUCCAGUUGUCCACCACACGUGA